Messenger RNA from Lactuca virosa, 2094 nucleotides. NCBI's taxonomy places the organism in Eukaryota, Viridiplantae, Streptophyta, Magnoliopsida, Asterales, Asteraceae. The record is from the annotation of a GenBank genome assembly.
GCCAUAUAUACUCCCUACACAAACAUACGCAAUCACACACCUAGGGUUUGUAGAAAAUUAAUCGAUCGGAACGAUAGGAAAGGAAAAUAGAGAAGAAGAAUGAGAGGAUCUUACUAUACGUUUUACCAGAGAGCUUCCCAUGCGUUUCGUGAUUAUCCUUCUCUGUCCAAACUUGUCGUAAUCUGCACCAUCAGUGGUGGUGGACUUGCAGCCUAUUCUGAUGUGAGGCCAUUUGGAAACGUUUAUGCUGAUGCAGCUCAACCUGCCAUCAAGAAAAAGAAAGUGGUAGUUCUAGGAACAGGUUGGGCAGGAACAAGCUUCCUGAAAAACUUGAAAGAUCCCUCCUUUGAUAUUCAAGUUGUUUCACCUUGUAACUAUUUCGCAUUCACCCCUUUGUUACCAAGUGUCACAGUUGGCACUGUUGAAGCCCGAAGUGUUGUUGAACCAAUCCGCAACAUUGUCAGAAAGAAUAACUUGGACUUUGGUUUCAAGGAAGCAGAAUGCUUCAAGAUCGAUACAGCGAACAAGAAAGUCCACUGCAAACCCACCCAAAAUAAUAGCAUGGGUGGUAAAGAAGAGUUCACUGUUGAUUAUGAUUACCUCGUGAUUGCCAUGGGAGCACGUGCAAAUACUUUUAACACCCCUGGUGUCGUUGAAAAUGCCCAUUUCUUGAAGGAAGUAGAAGAUGCUCUGAGAAUCCGGAGGAGCAUAAUCGACUGUUUUGAAAAGGCAAGUCUCCCAAGUGUAAACGAGGAGGAAAAGAAAAGGAUUUUGCAUUUUGUUGUGGUGGGAGGUGGGCCCACAGGGGUGGAGUUUGCAGCUGAGCUUCAUGAUUUUCUCCAUGAAGAUUUGAUAAAGUUAUACCCUGAUCUUGAAAAGUACAUCUCCAUUACACUGCUGGAGGCAGGUGAUCACAUAUUGAACAUGUUCGACAAAAGAAUUACUGCUUUUGCUGAAGAAAAAUUCCAAAGAGAUGGAAUUAGUGUGAAAUAUGGAUCAAUGGUGGUUAAAGUCGCUGACAAAUCAAUCACUCUUAAAGAAAGAUCAAGCGGCGAAACUAAACAUAUUCCUUACGGAAUGGUUGUUUGGUCAACCGGAAUCGGAACUCGCCCAGUCAUCACCGAUUUCAUGAAGCAAAUUGGCCAGGGAAACAGGCGAGUUAUGGCAACUGAUGAAUGGCUUCGGGUUGAAGGAGUACCGAAUGUGUAUGCUCUUGGUGAUUGCGCCACCAUAAAUCAACGUAGAGUAUUGGAGGAUAUUGCCGCGAUAUUUAGUAAGGCAGAUAAGAGCGGGAGUGGAAAGCUGAACGUGGAGGAUUUUAAUGAAGUGAUUAAAGAUAUCAUCGAAAGGUAUCCACAAGUGGAGAUUCACUUAAAGAGUAAAAAACUGAAGAAUUUUGUCCAGUUGUUGGAGACUCAUCAAGGUGAAUCUGCGAAACAAACAACUCUUGAUAUUGAAAAGUUCAAAUCAGCACUUUCUGAAGUGGAUACUAAAAUGAAAAGCCUUCCUCCAACAGCACAGGUGGCGGCUCAACAAGGGGAAUACUUAGCUGAAUGUUUUAAUAGGAUGAAGGAGUGUGAUGAGAAUCCUGAAGGUCCGAUUAGAUUCAGAGAUUCUGGUCGCCAUCGUUUCAAACCUUUCAGGUAUAAGCAUCUUGGGCAGUUUGCACCACUGGGUGGUGAACAAACUGCGGCCCAACUUCCCGGGGAUUGGGUUUCUAUUGGUCAUAGUACGCAGUGGCUGUGGUACUCUGUGUAUGCCAGCAAGCUAGUGAGUUGGCGCACUAGGUUUUUGGUGGUGGGUGACUGGGGGAGGAGGUUUGUUUUUGGAAGGGACUCCAGCAGAAUCUAAAUAAUACAAUGCCUACCUACCUACCUGCCUGCAUCAUCAUCAGCAAAUUGGGAAGGAGGAUAUGUUUGUCAUUUCACUUUUUCUUUUUAAAGUUUAUUAUGUAUUUUUAUUAUGCAUUAUAUAAGGUUCUAUUACAGGGCAAAAUCAUUGUUGCUGUAAGAGAGAAUUUGCAUUUUGCAAAAUUUUGUAACGUGAGGUGUAUUGCUCUUCACAUUGAUUGUUUUGGUUUUGUUAGCAGGUGGC